CAGUUGGCUAAAAAAAGGAGCCAAUGACCAUUUGCUUACUUGUCCGUGAGAUCUCGUAGACCAGUAAAAAGUCGAGCGUUCAAAGUGUGGGAUUGAAGAGCAAGCGAGCGGGAAAUGCCGUCUGAAUCGGCGUCAAGUCGGCUGAUCACUAUUAGCUCUUGAAUAAGGACCAUCAUCACCUACAUCCAGUCUUACUCUCGAGUCUCGAUAAAGGCUGGUCGAAUAUCAUAUUAGAGGACGCCGUCUUGGUAUCUCACAUUGCAAAUACCGCACACUUGUCCGGCACCGAUUAGAAGGAGUCCUUUCGAUCCCAACUGCUUCUCAAAUCGAUGGACGGGUUUUGGAAUCGCAGCAGGUCAGUGCAGGCAGAGAUGAGAGCGAUGCCAAGGAUUUACAUGCUGUGGCACUCUGCGCAUUUGCUCCUGACUCUUAUGAUACUUCCCACUGUUCUCGCAAAUGGCAAGGGCACCUGCAGUUUCCAAGGGAGAGGACAGGUCGCAUCAAUCCUCGCACUUUCAACCUUUUGGGUCCAAUCUAGGUGCACCUUAACAUCUAGAGGGCACCACAGCAAGGGCUGCAUUGCAGGAUUGUGCGAUAAAGUCGGCACUGGCUGUCAACUGUGUUGUAGCCGUGGUGCCGGUGUUGGGUUUCCCCGAGAUCGGCUACAAGUUAUAAGCGAUCAGCGCUAGCCUAGGACUGUUCCGAUCAGUUAGGUAGAGUGAAGAAAAACUUGGAGCGCCGCAACGACUCGAUCGUAUCCCGGUGGACGGUCCGUUAUGACCGAAUUGAGCCUGAUUUGCUUCCGUUGGUGAAUUCGCUUCCAAGUUUCCAAGUCGAGCUCAUCGUCCUUUGAUGUUGCCAUAUCCUAGUAAUUGUAAUAAGUAGUAGGCGCUUCCAAUAGUACUGGUAGAUAACUCGUGCUUGAGGAUUCUUAAAAGAGAUCCGGGUGGCAUAUGCAUGCUGUGUAAAUUUGAAACCUUG
Suillus plorans is the source of this 981-nucleotide messenger RNA. RefSeq lists its product as uncharacterized. The transcript has a single exon. The coding region runs from base 330 to 689 and encodes 119 amino acids. NCBI's taxonomy places the organism in Eukaryota, Fungi, Basidiomycota, Agaricomycetes, Boletales, Suillaceae. The record is from RefSeq and is a predicted model, not a curated record.